CCAAAAUAGAACAGAAACCAAACUGAGCAAUCUUGUGGUUUUGAAUUUGGCAAAUGGAGGCGGCGCCAUUUGUUAAUGCAAAAGCUCACCCCUUUCGAUCAUCUUCCCCUGCUCUUCUCCUCGGCCGCAAUGGUGACAUUUGCAGAAGAAGUCUCAAAUUCAAAUCAAGAAAAUUUUCAGUUCGCGCUGCCGUCAACGACGGAGGCUCCGUUGUUACUCUGUUGGACUACGGUGCCGGCAAUGUUCGAAGCGUCAGGAAUGCAAUUCGAUUUCUCGGUUACGACAUCAAGGAUGUGCAAACUCCUGAAGACAUUCUCAAUGCAAAUCGCCUUAUUUUUCCUGGUGUUGGGGCCUUCGCUGCAGCAAUGGACGUGCUGAACCAGACCGGGAUGGCUGAAGCACUCUGUACUUAUAUAGAAAAUGGUCGACCCUUUUUAGGGAUUUGUCUUGGACUUCAGUUACUUUUUGAGUGUAGUGAAGAGAAUGGACCAGUAAAAGGUCUUGGCUUGAUUCCUGGUGUGGUGGGACGUUUUGACUCAUCUAGUGGCUUCAGAGUACCUCAUAUUGGCUGGAAUGCUGUUCAAAUUACAAAGGACUCGGGCAUUUUGGAUGAUAUUGGAGGCCGUCAUGUCUAUUUUGUUCACUCAUACCGUGCAAUGCCUUCAAAUGCUAACAAAGACUGGAUCUCAUCAACAUGCAAUUAUGGAGACAAUUUCAUUGCUUCUAUCAGAAGGGGAAAUGUGCAUGCUGUUCAGUUUCACCCGGAAAAGAGUGGAAAUGCUGGUCUUUCCAUAUUGAGAAGGUUCUUGGAUUCAAAGUCUGAUGUGACAAAGCAGCCAGCUGGAAGGAAAGCUUCAAAACUUGCUAAGAGAGUAAUUGCAUGCCUCGAUGUGAGGACAAAUGACAAAGGAGAUCUUGUUGUAACCAAAGGAGAUCAGUAUGAUGUAAGAGAGCAUACAAAGGAGAAUGAGGUGAGGAACCUUGGCAAGCCCGUGGAACUUGCUGGACAAUAUUAUAAAGAUGGAGCUGAUGAGAUUAGUUUUCUGAAUAUAACUGGCUUCCGUGACUUCCCUCUAGGUGAUUUGCCGAUGUUGCAGGUGCUACGCAACACAUCAGAAAAUGUUUUUGUACCUUUAACUGUAGGUGGCGGUAUACGAGAUUUCACAGAUGGGAAUGGGAGGCAUUAUUCUAGUUUGGAAGUUGCUUCAGAAUAUUUUAGGUCGGGUGCAGAUAAGAUUUCCAUUGGAAGUGACGCAGUUUAUGCUGCAGAAGCAUAUUUAAAAACUGGAGUAAAGACUGGGAAGAGCAGCUUAGAACAGAUUUCUAGAGUGUAUGGUAAUCAGGCCGUGGUUGUAAGUAUAGAUCCCCGUAGAGUGUAUGUCAAGGAUCCAAAUGAAGUGGAGUGCAAGGCCAUAAAAGUAAUAAUUCCAGGUCCAAAUGGAGAAGAAUAUGCCUGGUAUCAGUGCACGGUAAAUGGUGGGCGAGAGGGACGACCGAUAGGAGCUUAUGAGCUUGCAAAAGCUGUUGAAGACUUGGGGGCUGGGGAGAUUCUUCUAAAUUGUAUUGAUCGUGAUGGUCAAGGAACUGGGUUUGAUAUCGAACUAAUAAAACUCAUUUCAGAUGCUGUGACCAUACCUGUUAUAGCAAGUAGUGGUGCUGGUGCAGUUGAACACUUCUCAGAGGUUUUUACGGAAACAAAUGCUUCCGCUGCACUUGCUGCAGGCAUUUUCCAUCGGAAGGAGGUGCCUAUUCAAUCUGUGAAGGAGCACUUGUCAAAGGAAGCGAUAGAAGUUAGGAUGUAAUUGUGAUCGUUGCUGUGAAACAAUCUUGAGAUACAGUUUCCGUUGCUUCAGCCUCUAUUUUCUUGUCUUUCUUGUAUUAGAUGAUCAAUGUAUAUUAGGACCAGAGUAAAAUCGUUUCUAUAAGUGGAUUGGGGCUCUUAAGGUGCUCAAUACACUUCAAUUUUGAGAAAGAUGUAGGAACAAAUUUUUUUUUUUGAUGGGUUGUGAUUAUUUUUAU
Molecule: messenger RNA, 2019 nt
Organism: Telopea speciosissima
Lineage: Eukaryota; Viridiplantae; Streptophyta; Magnoliopsida; Proteales; Proteaceae
Product: imidazole glycerol phosphate synthase hisHF, chloroplastic
Exons: 19
Coding region: 54-1802 (582 amino acids)
Biological process (GO): L-histidine biosynthetic process
Molecular function (GO): imidazoleglycerol-phosphate synthase activity; oxo-acid-lyase activity
Source: RefSeq, a predicted model, not a curated record